AUGCAGCUCAAUAAUCAAGAUAAAACGUUCCUGGGAGCUUCCCUGGCAACUGCUAUUAUUGGUGUCGCUCUGAUAGUUAUUGGAUUCGUUUUCCGGUUUGGAGGUGGAUUCGCAACGUUCUCCACUUACGCUCAGCAGGACAAUGACUUUCUUGAGUUGAAAAGACUAGAUAUGAUUUUUGGCUUGUUCGUGGCUGCUGCUGGAGUUCUUGUCCUGUCCUUCAUCGUUGCCACUAUCUCAGUGGUACGACAUAAUACAUUCCUCCUGAAAGUUUACUGCGCUAUGAUUGCUCUUAUGAUUGUUGUCCAACUGGUGGAUGGUCUCCUAGCCUUCACAUAUUCAGAUCAGAUCAAUCAAUUGGCAUCUGACGAUAUUUUAUAUGAAUCGUUGAAUAAGACGUCUAAAUUAACCCGCCCACCAAUCGGAACCCUUCCAAGCGAUGCUGAAACUCAAUUCUGGGCGAACACUCAAAAUUCGUUUGGUUGUUGCGGAGUGAUGAGUUCUGCCGACUGGACGACUGCUUGGGGUGGUGCUGGAUCAUCAAGCGAUUUGGAAGCUUUGCAUUGUUAUCAAAGACAUUACAAUGAUGGUUGUGAGAAAGUGAUCAGGAAUCGUAUUUCAUCAGAUGCCCAAUAUCUUGGAGCUGCUUCAAUGGGAGUGUUGGUUGUGGAGAUCAUCGCCAGUUUUCUGGCUGGAUACCGUGCCUACACACUGGCUCAUCCUGAGUUCGACGACAAAUUAUAG
Molecule: messenger RNA, 744 nt
Organism: Caenorhabditis briggsae
Lineage: Eukaryota; Metazoa; Nematoda; Chromadorea; Rhabditida; Rhabditidae
Gene: Cbr-tsp-10
Product: Protein CBR-TSP-10
Exons: 8
Coding region: 1-744 (247 amino acids)
Cellular component (GO): membrane
Source: RefSeq, a predicted model, not a curated record